Molecule: messenger RNA, 5173 nt
Organism: Emericellopsis atlantica
Lineage: Eukaryota; Fungi; Ascomycota; Sordariomycetes; Hypocreales; Bionectriaceae
Product: Sec7 domain-containing protein
Exons: 8
Coding region: 173-5008 (1611 amino acids)
Biological process (GO): regulation of ARF protein signal transduction
Molecular function (GO): guanyl-nucleotide exchange factor activity
Source: RefSeq, a predicted model, not a curated record
CGACACGGUAGGACUGGAGUUCAGCAUCAACCACCUCCAUCAGCAAAUCCCGACUCGUGUGUAGAGAGCGCAUCUUCUUUCUUUGUCACAUGUUUGUCUUUGGACUCCAUGUAUCGGCCAGCUGAUUUGCGCUUUGAGAUAUAGAUCCAAACCGGAGGAGCCACCGCGAACGAUGAACCGCGAUGCACGCCCUGUCACAGCGAUGGAAACCACACCAACUCGUGGCGUUGUGCCGAACGCGCCUCGCUUAGACACUCCACGGAUGCAGUACCGAAGUCGGCCGGUCUCUGUCGCUGUCGAUCCUGUGUCUCUGGUCAUAUCAGAGUGCAUCUCCAUCACCUCCGCCAUACAAAAGCAUGCUCGUUCGCAGCACUCGUCGGUUUCCGCCAUCCUAGGUGUUAAUCCUAAUCCAAUACACCUCGGCCCGCCGAGUCCAAUAUUGCGAGGCCAAGACAGAGAGUCUUCCAGCAAUGCUGGUACCGACGAUGCGCAUGAACAUGCGCUUGGAAACAGAUGGGGUCUGCGAGGACAGAGAGGGAAGAGCAUGCAGGACAACCCCAUGAUUUCUGGGUUCGGAAAAUUGCGACAUGACAUCGCCGGCCACAAAGACAUUCACUCCUUCGAUGCGCCGUCUCUCCUCGCGCCUUUCUUGCAUGUCAUUCAAGCGAAGGGUACUGCAGCCCCUAUCACGAUUCUAGCGCUUGGAGCCCUCCGGAAAUUCCUGGCAUACGGCUUCCUCUGUCCCGAAUCACCUCGAUUUGCACAUGCCAUGCAGUCGCUAUCUGCCGCGGUGACGCACUGCCAGUUUGAUAUCAGUGAUGCGGGUCAAGUGGAGGUUGUACUACUCAUGAUUUUGAACUUGAUGGAGGACAUGAUGUCGGGUCCUGGCGGCGACAUUCUCAGCGACGAGAGUGUUUGUGAUAUGAUGGGUCGGGGUUUGGCCAUCUGCUCACAGCCGAGAUUCUCACCCGUCCUGCGCCGGACAGCCGAAGCUGCAAUGGUCAGAAUGUGCCAAAUUAUCUUCGAAGAUGUCAAGCACAUAGAGAUUGAGACCGGGCCAGAUGCUGGGGUGCUCAAUGGAAGCGCUGGGGGUGACGAGGUGCACGUUCACAUGACCAAUGCAGAUGCGGUCCCUGUAUCAGCGGCAAAGGUCUCGACUGAAGGCAAAGAGGGGUCUCAACCCGAAUCUCAAGCACCGGCCGCUGCACCGGCCAUCGCUCGAACGGGCCGGCGGGGAGAUGUGGACAAGUCAGACACGGGUGCAGAGACCGACUCUGAUGCGGAACACCCUAAAGCGGAAAACGACAGUCAAAGCGUGGAUCAGACCGACGGGAAGGAGUCUCUCGACCUUAAGCCAUACUCACUUCCCUCGGUCAAGGAACUGUUUCGAGUAUUGGUCAACUUCCUUGACCCGCAUGAUCGUCAUCACACUGAUACCAUGCGUGUCAUGGCUAUGCGAAUCAUUCAUGUGGCUCUUGAGGUAGCUGGGCCCUUCAUCGCUCGCCAUCCUGCUCUAGCAACCAUCGCGGAGGAUCAGUUAUGCUGCUACCUAUUCCAGCUGGUGCGCUCCGACAAUAUGGCCAUAUUACAAGAAGCACUAAUGGUUUCUGGGACGCUGCUGGCGACAUGUCGACCUGUGCUCAAGCUACAGCAAGAACUCUUCUUGUCCUACCUCGUCGCUUGCCUGCACCCAAAUGUCGAGAUCCCAAGAGAGCCAGGAAUCAAUCCCUCUUUGUAUUCUGGCAUUCCUCAGACGCCGAAACUUGUCAAACCAGCGCCAUCAAAGACAGCACAACCCGCAAGCGGCCGCUCAACCCCGGUACCCGUAAAAGACAGACAAAAGCUAGGGCUGGAAGGAGGCGCGCGCAAACCAGAUGCCCGCCAGGCAAUGGUAGAGGGCAUCGGUGUGCUCUCGCGGAUGCCCACCUUUAUGCUGGAGCUAUUCGUAAAUUACGACUGCGACCCGGACCGAGCUGACAUGUGUGAAGACAUGAUAGGCCUACUUUCGCGCAACGCCCUCCCGGAUUCAGCCACGUGGAGUACCACUAGUGUUCCGCCGCUAUGCUUGGACGCUCUACUACGGUAUAUCCAAUUUAUCGCCGAACGCCUUGAGGACGAGCCUCUCACGGAGGGGUUCCCAGACCCAGCCAUGCUCAAAGAGCAACGUCAAAAGAAGCAGACCAUCAUCAGGGGCACGGCGAAAUUCAACGAAAAGCCCAUGGCUGGCUUAGGUUACCUCGAGACACAGGGAGUUCUUACCGAUGCUCGUGAUCCGGUCGAAGUCGCUCAAUUCUUGAAGAGCACUUCCAGGUUAUCCAAAGCUGUUCUUGGCGAAUUUCUUUCGAAACGAGGCAACGAGGCGUAUCUGAACGCUUUUCUGGACCAGUUCGACUUUGCAGGGCGUCGCGUUGACCAGGCGCUGAGGCUGCUCUUGGAGUCUUUCAGAUUGCCGGGUGAAGCUCCCCUCAUUGAACGAAUCGUCGAAGCCUUUUCAGAAAAGUACAUUGAAGCGGCUCAUCCACCUGAGGUUGCAGGCAGUGAAGCCGUCUACAUCUUGACGUACGCUAUCAUUUUGUUGAAUACAGACCAGCACAACCCGAACAUGAAGGAUAAGAGGAUGACUCUUGAGGCAUUUGCCAGGAACUUGAGAGGCACCAACAAGGGCGAAAACUUCGCGCCCGAUUUUCUUGAGGCCAUCUAUCAAUCUAUCAAAACCAACGAAAUCAUUCUACCAGACGAGCACGACAACAAGGAUGCAUUCGACUACGCUUGGCGAGAGCUGCUGCUCAAGACGGAGUCAGCUGGUCCUUUGCAAAUUUGCGAGACAAACAUUUACGACGCCGACAUGUUUGCCGCAACCUGGCGACCGGUUGUGUCUACUCUGUCUUACGUUUUCAUGUCUGCUACAGAUGACGCGGUCUUUGCUCGCAUAGUGACAGGUUUCGAUGAGUGUGCGCGCAUCGCAGCAAAGUAUGGCAACACUGAGGCUCUUGACCGCAUCGUGUACUGCCUCAGCCACAUCUCUACACUGGCCUCGGAUGGACACUACAACACAACCCUCAAUACCGAAGUGCAAGCCGGAGACGGCAGAGUCAUGGUCAGUGAGCUUGCUGUCAAGCUAGGCCGAAACUUCAGAGCCCAGCUGGCGACACUGGUUCUCUUCCGAGUAGUGACCGACAAUGAGGGGCUUCUUCGAGACAGCUGGGAACAUAUCAUCCGCAUUUGGCUGAACCUAUUUGUGAACUCCCUCGCGGAACCAUUCUCGUCUCCAGAUCUCCCUCUCUUCCCUAUCCCCCCUAUCCCCCUCCAGCUACCCUCACAAGUGAUCGACCGGGCUGUGAGGUCCGCUGACACGGGAUUCUUCUCGGCGUUCACGUCGUACAUAUCAAGCUAUGCUGCAGACGACCCUCCCGAGCCCUCGGAAGAGGAACUAGAAAGCACGCUCUGCACCGUCGACUGCAUCAAGUCCUGUGGAAUUGAUAACGUCUUCAACAAUAUCGCCCUACUCCCGGCAGCACAAUCAAAACAUUUGGUCGAGGCAGUGCUUGAGCAGUUGCCUGAGAAUAAUCAAGAAGAAGUUGUGAUCGCCGUGAAGCAGGAGGGCAUGUCCUCUCCUGUCCCGAGCGGCGCGGGAACUACUUCUCCGCCCCUUAAGUACGACCCUACUGUUGCUUUCUUACUGGAGUUUGCCACCAUGCUGGCCGUUCGAAACAACGAUUCAGUUGAGGCUAUGGGAAAGCUUGUCUUCGAUACCAUCCAGGCAAUUCUGCGAAAUCCUGUCAUGUGGCACCCUACUACGGUGUCCCGGGCGACGUUCUAUGCCUUGAAAACACUAGAAGCAACAUAUGAUCACGAUUUCGCCAACGUACCCUACCUUCUCCACAGCAUAGCCACGUUGCCAGCUCACAUACUUGGGAAAGGGGCCGAUUUAGCCCUGGCAGGGCUGGCUGUCUGCGUUGAUCAACCCGGUCCUCUAAGAAGUGAAAUCAUGACGUCGCCCGAUUUCUGGAAGUUAUUGCACGUUCUAGCAACACAGCCUAAAACAGCGGCUAUGGUUUUCGAUAUCCUGGAAAGGGGCGUAUCAGGUAAUUCGCACGCGAUUCUGGCAGAUAACUAUGAGGCUGCAGUCGGACUGCUUAAUGAGUUUGCGUCGUCUGCGCGACCCUUAUCCAUCAAAGAAGACAGUGGAGCACGGCAACCAGGUGAACUCACGCAGGAGCAAAAGGACGAGACGGCCGUGUCUCGCGGGUGCAAAGCUAUCAGCAUCCUGCAAAGCAUGACAGCCCGUGUGCCGCAGCUGAUCGAGCAAUCCCACCUGGAAAGCAGUGAGGCGUGGGCGGCAUACUGGCUGCCGGUUUUCCAAGCCUUGACCAGACAGUGUACGAACCCAUGCCGUGAAGUCCGUCAGCUGGCCUUCUCUUCCCUUCAAAGGUCCUUGCUCUCGCCGGACCUUACGCGCAAUGAGUCUAAGGAAUGGACAGCCAUUUUUGAUAGUGUCCUGUUCCCCCUUAUCCACAGGCUUCUCAAGCCUGAAGUCUUUUCAACAGACCGUGACGGCAUGGCUGAGAUGCGAGUGCAAGCGGCCUCGCUGCUGUGCAAGGUUUUCUUGCAAUAUCUUGUGUUGCUGUCGGAAAUGGGCGGCAUGCUUGAUCUCUGGUUGAAGAUUGUGGAUAUAAUGGACAGGCUUCUCAAUAGCGGACAAGGUGACAGUUUGGAGGAGGCCGUCCGUGAGAACCUGAAGAACGUAGUGUUGUUCAUGGUCAGCAGCGGUUAUCUGGUGCCUCCCAAGCAGGAUCAGUCCGAGGCAGUUCUGUGGACCGAAACGUGGAAGCGUAUCGAUCGCUUCUUCCCCGAGCUGCGCAGCGAUCUUGCGCUUGAAAACGAUGAUGCACCAGAUGCGCUUCCGAAGAACGGUGUCGAAAUUGCCACUGAUGAAGCUUUGCCACAGCAGCAUUCAAACAGCCCUCCUGAGCAGGCACCAAACGGGAGCGAAGAGGCUGAGGAAUGAUUUCGCGUACUUGCGGGUCAAUGCCACAUUCAUGAGGUCGUGAUCUGUACGAACGGCUGGGUCCUCCUGCUGAGCGAACACGAUCAUCAAAAACUGUACAAAGUCAUAGAAAUAGAUAGAUGGGUCUAACAACAGGCAAUAAACUCCACACAUCUGCCAAGAUCA